AUGGGUUUUAAUUCUGCUGAGGAAUUACCUUCUAGGGUUCCUGUUUGGGUUCGCCUGUCGCGACUUCCACUGGAGUUUUGGAGGGAUGAUAUUUUGCAGCGGAUUGCGGCUCUGCUUGGGAAGCCUGCUGUGGUGGCUCAACAAACCCUUGAUCAUAAGGUAAUUUCUUAUGCUCGUAUUUGUGUGGAAAUUGACUUGAAUAAUCCCUUGCCAGAUUCUCUUGAAAUCUGUCUUGGCUCCUCUUCCUGGGUUCAGUCACUUGAUUAUGAGUCCUUGCCUUUCCGUUGUCGCGUCUAUCAUGAAUAUGGAAAUCUUCAACGACAAUGUCCCAAGGUAAAUAAAAAUUCCCAUUUUGAUAAGUCCUCUCCUUCUUCAUCGCCUAAGGAGGCUGAAGCGGACAUAGGGAAAGCUCCAAUUAGUGAUACUGAUUUGGGUAAGGAUAAGGAAGGAUUUUUUCCUGUUAAAUCUCGGGCAAGGAAUCGUGGGCAGAAAAGAUCUUUCAGAGAUAGGCAAACUGACGAGGGCCUCAAUCGAUUCGAGGAUAUUUUUGUGGUGCAUGAUACACGUGUUGUUCAGGAUCAAAAUGUGACCAUGGAGGAGCCUUUGCAAGAUGACAUGGUACUUGCAGAUUUAGCUAAGGUAGUUUGUGACAGGAUUAAGGGUUCAUCUCAUAGUCUCGGCGUGCAACAACGCCCUCUCAAGAAAAGUUCUUUUGAUCCUUCUUCUAUAGUUGGGAGAAAGAAGGAUCUCGAAAUGAUUAAACUUACUGGAGAUUUAUUAGUGGAGUCUACGUCUGUUAAGACCAUUGAUGCUCACUUUUCCCCAUCUCCCCCAUGA
Cryptomeria japonica (Japanese cedar) is the source of this 837-nucleotide messenger RNA. RefSeq lists its product as uncharacterized. The transcript is spliced from 2 exons. The record is from RefSeq and is a predicted model, not a curated record. Bases 1 to 837 code for a protein of 278 amino acids. Lineage: Eukaryota; Viridiplantae; Streptophyta; Pinopsida; Cupressales; Cupressaceae.